GUCAUAACUGUCAGAAUAAAAGUAUCUUCAUCGACUGGGCUUAGUUUAUUCUCGCAACAAAUCACCCCAUAUAGGCAAAUAAUGGGAGAAAUCGAGUGGCCCUGGCAAUACAGUUUCCCUCCAUUCUUCACACUCCAACCUCAUGCCGAAACAAAGGAGAAGCAAUUGAAUGCGUGGAAAAGUUUAAUCUUGGAAUAUUAUCGAACGACAAAACAAGCCGUCGUAGACAUCAGAGAGAUCGAUUCCAGUCCUCUGUUCAACAACACUUCGAUUAACAGAAAGCUGCCAUCCGAAGUAGUUCUGCUCAUUCUAGAAGAACUACACAAAUCGGGAAACGCAGUACCCUUAGAUAAACCUAAACAGAGAUGGCUGGUUUACUGGCACACGCUCGAAGAAUGGGGUGAAAUAAUUUAUAAUUGGGUCCAAGAAAACGGUUUUGCUGGAUCCGUCUGCACAUUGUUUGAGCUAACCCAAGGGGAGAACACAACAGACCAAGAAUUUUAUGGGCUGGAUACAGAGGUCCUGAUAAGGAGCCUCAGGACCCUUGAGGCGUCGAAAAAGGCCGAGUUAAUUAUGUUCGACGAUAAUCAAGGAGUGAAAUUUUUCUAAUUGUAAUAACGUCGAUGUUAACCUGUGAAAUAUAUUAUUUUUGAAAGUC
Molecule: messenger RNA, 658 nt
Organism: Diprion similis
Lineage: Eukaryota; Metazoa; Arthropoda; Insecta; Hymenoptera; Diprionidae
Gene: Vps25
Product: vacuolar protein-sorting-associated protein 25
Exons: 4
Coding region: 82-609 (175 amino acids)
Biological process (GO): protein transport to vacuole involved in ubiquitin-dependent protein catabolic process via the multivesicular body sorting pathway
Cellular component (GO): ESCRT II complex
Molecular function (GO): structural molecule activity; protein homodimerization activity
Source: RefSeq, a predicted model, not a curated record